This is a messenger RNA of Pestalotiopsis fici W106-1, 1221 nucleotides long. RefSeq lists its product as uncharacterized. The transcript has 2 exons. Bases 1 to 1221 code for a protein of 406 amino acids. Gene Ontology annotation, molecular function: dioxygenase activity. Lineage: Eukaryota; Fungi; Ascomycota; Sordariomycetes; Amphisphaeriales; Sporocadaceae. The record is from RefSeq and is a predicted model, not a curated record.
AUGAGCGUCUUGGGUGGCAAGUUCUUGGAAAGGGUCGGAGAAUACAAGAAUCUUGGUCACCUCUCAGACUUUCCAGAAAUUGAACAAAUGAUGCACGAAUCAUUUAAUUCAACCACAAUGUCUCAAUCACCAAAUAACUCUCAAGGAACCCAAUAUGUAUAUUAUCACGAAGGCGGCGUACCGGGCAAGCGGCCCAUCCUAACGGGAUCCGCAGCCAAGCCGACCUUUACAGAACUCCCGCGCAUCGACAUUUCCCGGGCGUACUCAACCGAUCCCGAGGCCCGGCGAGCGCUGGCGGCCGAGGUCAAUGACGCCUUUACCAAAGUGGGCUUCUUCUACGCCGUGAACCACGGCAUUGACGCCGCGGCCGUGGCCGACAUGUUUGCCGCCAUGCGCGGCUACUUUGCCCUGCCCGAGGCCGUCAAGAUGGAGGCGCACUCGCGCAAGAACCGCAAGUUUCGCGGCUACGAGCCCAUGUUUUCGACGCGGCUGGACCCGACCACGCGCGGGGAUCUGAAGGAGGGUUUUCUCAUGGGCGAGGAUGCUCUGGAUCCCGAGCAAGACGCCCCUCCGAAAGUGGUGGAGAGGCAAGAGGCCGAGGGUCCCAGGAAUCAGUGGCCUUCUUUGCCCGAGGCGGCUUUUUGGAGGCCUGCUGUAUACCGUUACCACCGGGUAUUGCGGAAAUUAUCAGAACGGUUGCUCAGGAUCUUUUCGUUGGCCCUAGGUCUCCCUGAAGACCACUUUGAUGCCAUUACACGAUUUCCCCUGACCAACAUUCGGGCAUUACACUACCCGCCGCAGGAGCGCGACGAAGACGUCGGCAUUGGGGCGCACACUGAUUUUGUCUUCUUCACGCUGCUCUGCCAGCAGGAGACGGCACUGCCCGCACUCGAGGUGCUCAACGGCAACGGCGUCUGGGUGCCCGCGCACCCGGACCAGAACGCCUUUGUGGUCAAUGUGGGCGACUUUCUCAAGUUCUUCACCGGUGGCUUGUGGCAGAGCACUGUGCACCGGGUACGAAAUGUCACGGGUGAGGAGAGGUACUCGAUCCCGUUCUUUUAUAGUCCAGAUGAGGACGGUGUUGUGGAUGUCUUGGAACGGUUCCGAGAGACGGGCAAGACGUAUGAGACUUUUACGGCUGGGGAAUACUUUGAAAAGAGAUUGCAGAUCGAUCGCAGGACGGCCGAUGAUGGGGAUGGAAAGGCUGUUACAGCAUACUAA